AUGGAGAUGGAAGAAGAGAAGGAUCUACCUCUGCUAUUGGGAACCCAUUCCUUAGCACACCUAGAGGAUUCAUACUUUUGUGCCACAAUUGAAAGCAAUGAUCUCAGUUCCAAGCCUCCUGAAGUUGCAAAGGUUGUGAAGGAAGGGUACAAAGAACCAAGAGUUGUGAGAGAUAAGGUUGAGAAGGACAAGGAGUUGUUAAAGGAACACGGAUUGAGAAGCCACGCCUUGAGAGGGCUAGAGAAGCGCUCAAAAGGAAGGGGAGGAUGCAGCCUCAAAGGCACUUGUGGGAGAGAAAAGAAAGAACCCAUCAGCUCAGGUUUCCUCAACAAGCCAUCUCAGCUCACUAUGACCUUGUUCCCCACCAAAUUUGAAAAUGGGAAGAUUGAGUAUAAGAUAAGGUACAAGGGGAGAUCAAGACCAUUCUCUAGAGCCAAGGCCUUGGUCACUUCAGAGCAGUCCAGGGAUCCAACCAAGCUAAAGGAGCUUAUGUCUCAAGUCCUCACUAUCACCCUUGAUGGUGGGACUAGCUCAACCAAUGCCUAA
This is a messenger RNA of Microthlaspi erraticum, 546 nucleotides long. The record is from the annotation of a GenBank genome assembly. Lineage: Eukaryota; Viridiplantae; Streptophyta; Magnoliopsida; Brassicales; Brassicaceae.